Molecule: messenger RNA, 4463 nt
Organism: Felis catus (domestic cat)
Lineage: Eukaryota; Metazoa; Chordata; Mammalia; Carnivora; Felidae
Gene: MAMLD1
Product: mastermind like domain containing 1
Exons: 5
Coding region: 340-3378 (1012 amino acids)
Biological process (GO): regulation of transcription by RNA polymerase II
Cellular component (GO): nuclear body
Source: RefSeq, a predicted model, not a curated record
CCCGAAACUCCACCUUCCGGGCGCGCGGCGCGGAGCCGGGCGGUGGGAAUGGAGCGAGCAGAUUGAGGCCGCCACUGCAGCGCCGCCGGCAUGAACUUGGCCGCAAGCUGAAGCAGCCGGCGGCGGGCGGGCGCGGGGGCACCGGCCGCUAGCCAGAGGGUGAUCUGCAACCGGGCCGGGCCACUCAGCCGGUGCCCGAGGCCAGGCUGCCUGCGCCGGCGGCCGCCCGCCCCUCGGGCACUGCCCCCGCCGCCGCCGAGGGAGCUCCGCAGCACGCCCUGUGUCUAGGUCGUUUGGGAAGCGCCUUGGAGAGUCAAGAAUAAAAUUGCAGGUCAAACAAUGGAUGACUGGAAAAGUCGGCUUGUAAUCAAGAGCAUGGUUCCCCAUUUCGCCAUGGUGGGAAAUCGUCAGGAGCCCAGAAAGCUCCAGGAAUCGGGACCCACUAAAAGGAGACAGGAAGGAGAUAGCUUCCAGUUUCCAGGCAUGGCUGACGGAGGUUACCCUAAUAAAAUCAAGAGGCCUUGCCUUGAAGACGUUACCCUUUCUAUGGGCCCAGGCGCCCAUCACAGCACACCCUGUGCAGAGCUGCAGGUGCCUCCAUUGACAAUGAACCCUAGCCCUGCCGCCGUGGGAGUACCUGGCCAUCCAUUACCACUCGAAACUAAUCCCAUGAAUGGCAGCAUGAUGGGUUCACCGUUUGCAGUGCCAUCGGCUGCAGAAAUGGGACUGAAAGGGCCUUCCGGUCCCUACUAUGACAAAGCCAACAGCAUGCCGGCUGUGGACCAGGAACUUCAAGAUCUCCUGGAGGAGCUAACAAAAAUUCAAGAACCUUCUCCGAAUGAGCUUGAUCUUGAGAAGAUACUGGGGAGCAAACCAGAAGAACCACUGGUGUUAGAGCACCCGCAAGCAACCCUCGGUGCCAGUGCCAAGCCUUCGGUUCAGAUGCCACACUUGGAGAGCCUCGGUUCCAGCAAGGAGUUUGCUUCCAGCUGUGGCCAGCUCCCGGGCACGCCACUGCCAGUCCCACCUUCCCCGGCCGGGCUCAGCUAUGUGAUUCCUGCCAGCGGGAAGCAAGUGGCCUCGCCGGGCUCUUCAGCAGCACAGACCAAGAGCCAGGUCCAGGGGAUGGUCCCUGUCGCUCUGCCCCCACUCCCAGUGCCUCAGUGGCAUCACGCCCACCAGCUGAAGGUGCUGGCAGCCAGCAAGCAGGGGUCUGCUACGAGGCAGCCGGGGCCCAACCCCAGUUGGUCUGGCCUGCCUCCUCCAGGCCUCUCCCCAUCUUACCGCCCGGUGCCGUCACCACACCCGCCGCCACCGCCGUUCAGCCCUCAGAGCCUCAUGGUGUCCUGCAUGGCGUCCGGCAACCUGCCCGGGAGCGCUUUCCAAGGCUCCCCCAAUGCCUUACUGGCCAGCAUGGCAUCCGGCAGCAGUGCCGCCCUGGGGCCCCCUGUGCUCUACACUCCCGAGAAGCUCCCCAGCCCGGCUCUCAAUCAGCAGCCGCAGUACAGCCCACAGAGCUCCCUCCUUGCCAACCUGGUGUCCUCUAGUAUCAAAAGUCCUCAGGGACACCUGAUGUCUGCUUUGCCCACCAGCAACCCGGGGCCAUCCCCGCCCUACCGCCCGGAGAAGCUCUCCAGCCCAGGCUUGCCGCAGCAGUCCUUCACUCCGCAGUGCUCCCUGAUCCGGAGCCUCACCCCCUCCGGCAAUCCGCUAAGUCAGCAGCAGCAGCCGCCUUCGCAGCAGCCAGCAAACACCAUCUUCAAGCCCAUGGCCACCAACCCACCCAAAACCCUGAGCGUGAUCAUGCAGCAGGGGCUGGCCAGCCCCAGCCCGGGAGCCCCGGAGCCGUUCACUUUUGGCAACACCAAGCCCCUGUCACAUUUUGUUUCUGAGCCGGGCCCCCAGAAGAUGCCCUCCAUGCCCGCCACCUCGAGGCAGCCGUCCCUGCUCCACUACCUGCAGCAGCCGACGCCGACCCCGGCCUCUUCUGCCACCGCCUCCUCCACCGCCACUGCCACUUUGCAGCUGCAGCAGCAGCCUGACCACUCCUCUCUCCUCCUGCAGCAAAUGAUGCAGCAGCCGCCCCCGCGCUUUCAGCGGCCAGUGGCCCCGGACUCCAUGCCUUCUCUGCCCAGACAGCAAGAGAAGCAGAGAUCAGGUCUUAUGGCAAUGACCCCUGAACAGCGGAGUACAUAUAUUGCCCAACAGAUGAGUCAGUUUCAAGCCGUCCAAGAACAAGUCACGUCCAAGUGUAACCAGACUGAGGCAAGCCCCCCAUCCAACCAGCCUAUGAUGCCACCCAGAGCUGGGCUCCUUCAGAACAAUCUGAGUCCAGGAAUGAUCCCACCCACCAGGCACCAGAGCCAUGAAGGCAUGGGCGUGAUCUCACCGACUCCGGGCAAGCAGCAAGGAAUUUUCAACUCCGGCCCCCUGUUUCCCGUACCCUUGCGCCUUGGCCAGAACCCCCUAAGUAGCCUCGGUUCUGUCUGUCGUCGUCUGCAGAUUCCCAAGGCCACUCCCUCAAGAGUGCCCCUGCCUGGGUUCUGUCCCAGGCCCCUGAGUAGCCAGCCCCCGAGCCCCCACCAGCUCAGACAGCCCUGUGUGCCAAGAAUGCCCGCAGUGUUCAACAAUGCUGCAUGGGCGGCGGCGGCAGCUGUGACCACAGCGGUCUCAAGGGAACCGGCCUUGAGCCGUGUAGAUAAUAGCGUCCAGCAGCAUUUUGAUAGCAACUCCAUCUUCACCAAGGCGCCCGCAAGAGUUCCCAUGGUAGCCCCGACAUUUCCACCGCAUCAGGCAAUUGCGCCCCCCAAUCAGGUGACCCCAGGAGGCAGGCCAGGCCAUAAAGUGAGUGCGGCUCUGGUUGACCCUAGCUUCAGCCCGCUGGGCAACCAGAGCCUCGGCCAGAGCCCGGUGCAGGGUCCCGUGCCUGCGCUCAAUGCCACCAAAUCCCUCCAGCAGGGAAUGGCCAGCUUUGGUCCCAUGAGUCCCAUACAGGGCAUCGAGCCGCCAAGCUACGUGGCCGCCGCCGCCGCCGCUGCCGCUGCCUCUGCCGUCGCUGCCAGCCAGUCCCCAGGUCCAUUCCCCAGAAUGGGCAACCCCCCUGAGCUGCCACCCUAUGACUUUCUGCCCCAGCCCCAGCCCCAACUAAAUGGUCUGAUCUCACCCCCUGACUGUAGUGAGGUGGAUUUCAUCGAAGCUCUGUUGAAGGGCCCCAGCGCAAGCCCAGAGGAAGGCUGGGUGUGCGACCUGAGGCUCAUCGACGACAUUUUGGAAGAGCACGCCGCCGCCCACGAUGCUGCCGCCCAGAGCGCGGGGGGCUUUAAGUGCCCGUGGAAAACCCUGUGCUGCCACCACUUUAGGCAGUGGCUGGACCCAUAGCAAAUUCACAGCCACCUCCACAGCCACACAGUUUCCUCAUCACAUUUGAGUGGCAUCAGCCUGUGCUCAUCCCUGUCUCUACCUGUGACAAAAUGGAAAGCUGGUGAUUUUUCAAGCUACCUGUACAUAUUUGAAAAUUUUGUAAAUGGUUUUCGUAAACGUUAAUGACAGAAGUAUUUAUACUUCAUUUUGUGACUUUGUAAAUAAAGUGACGGCUUUUGUUUCAGUAGAGUUGUGUUUAUUAUGCAUUGUUUGUGUUUACUAUACAUUGUUGCAAAUAUGCAGGCUGUGUUCUUUGCCCCAGCGCUACCUUGUUAAGCUGGUUGUUAAGCCCCAGCACUACCUUAGAAGCCAGGUGGUUGUUGCUUAUGGUUUUGAUGUAAUGGCAGGUGUGGAUGUGACCAAGAGGCAUUGUACAAACUGACAAAUGCCAAGUAGAAACCCCUUGGCCAUUUAUUGCCAUUUUCACUAAAAAUUAUAUCGUCUUGUGUGAUUCUUAAACUCUUAAACUCUUUCGCAAACCUGUUGGGUCUCCGCUGGCUCUUUCCUGAUGCGCAUAUUACAGCAGAAGCUUUACAAGUGCCCCGCAGAGGAAAUUUGCCAGGAGGCUAAGAGUUCUGUAGAUUUGGGAGGGGUGAAAAGAGAGCCUGUGAGCUGAACACUGGCUGCGCUGUCCACCUUGAGGAUCUAGAGUGUUCUCCGUUUAUCAUUCAGACAGAGAAACCCCCAGGUUCACACUUCUCCAGUGGCACCUUGCAGGGUGGAGAUUAGAUGUACCUGGUUUAAAGCCUUUCAGUAUUUGUUUUCAUGUAUGGUCUGUGGUUGGAGGGGGGAGUCUGUAAACAUUAAUAGUUGAUUUGGGGUUUGUCUUUGAUGGUUUUUAUCUGCAAUUAUUGUCAUGUAUAUUUAAGUGUCUGUUAUAGAAAACCCACACGUGUUCUGUAAACUUUUUCUCAGUGUCCAGACUCUGUGUAAUCACAUUUUAAUUGCCACCUCCUUUUUCGCCUUUACAUUUGAAAUCUGGCGUCUGUUUCAAGCCAGUGCGUUUUUUCUUUGUUCUGUAAUAAACAGCCAGGAGAAAAGUG